Molecule: messenger RNA, 1530 nt
Organism: Penicillium subrubescens
Lineage: Eukaryota; Fungi; Ascomycota; Eurotiomycetes; Eurotiales; Aspergillaceae
Product: putative nucleoside transporter
Exons: 3
Coding region: 1-1530 (509 amino acids)
Biological process (GO): transmembrane transport
Cellular component (GO): fungal-type vacuole membrane; plasma membrane
Molecular function (GO): transmembrane transporter activity
Source: RefSeq, a predicted model, not a curated record
AUGGCCACCACCAACACCACCGAGGAUAUGGAGAAAAAGUUGCAGGCCGAGCCGGUUGUGUCGCCGGUUGACGAGCCCGAGAAGACUUCCAAGCCGACCGGGAUCUUUGCGACAAUCCGCUAUUAUGAGGAAUAUCUGGAUCGCAAGAUGGGAAUCGAGUCGCAUAGUCUGGAUCGUGUGCAUCCCGAGAAUCGUAACUCGCCUAGCGCCGUGGUUAUGGGAUUGAUGUGGGCGUCGGCGACGAUGAAUAUUAGCUGUUUCAGUACCGGGUUUCUGGGUAAUCAAUUUGGGUUGUCGCUGGGCCAGACGAUUCCUAUCGUGAUCUUUGCGACGCUGUUGGGUGCUGCUGUGACUGGUUGGUGUGCUACUAUGGGCCCUGGUACUGGUCUGCGCCAGGUCGCCAUUUCCAGAUACUCGCUGGGCUUCUAUCCGUCCUCCAUCAUCGCGCUGCUGAACGUGAUCGAACAACUAGGCUGGGCCUCGGUCAAUUGCAUCACUGGCGGUCUAGCCCUCAGCGCUGUAUCAGAUGGGCGUGUCUCCAUCGCAGUCGGCGUCGUUAUCAUUGCUUGCGUUAGUCUACUAUUCAGCUUCAUCGGACUGCGCGGUGUCUUGCUGUAUGAGAAGUACGCAUGGAUCAUGUUCUUCAUUAUCUUCAUGAUCAUCUACGGCGAGGCAGCUCAUCGCGCGAACCUCGCCGCACCGCCUACCGUCACUGGUAUGACGGCGUCUGGCAAUGUCCUGAGUCUGAUCAGUGUGGUCUACGGAUCUAGUGCGUCGUGGAGUUCGAUUGUCUCUGACUUCUAUGUGCACUACCCCGUGGACACGCCCAAGAUCAAGAUCUUCUUGUAUACGACUUUUGGUAUCACGAUUCCCACGUGCAUUGGCAUGUUACUGGGUGCUUGUAUCAGCUCUGCGCUCGGUACAAACCCCGAGUGGGCGGCUGCGUAUGAGAACGGCAUUGGUGAGAUCCUGAAGGAGAUCAUCUACCCCAGCGGAUUCGCCAAGUUCCUAUUGGUGCUCUUGGUCCUAUCUGGCAUUGGCGUAAACUGCAUUGCCAUCUACUCCGGUGCGCUCUCCGCGCAACUCUUCGCCGCACCAUUCGCCAAGGUCCCUCGCGUGAUCUGGUCUAUCCUCGUAUUCGGCGGUAUUCUCGCCCUCGGCAUCGCCGGCCGCGACCACUUGCUCGACGUGCUGGAGAAUUUCCUCUCACUGCUUGGAUACUGGAACACCUCCUUCUUUGCCAUUCUUUUCAUCGAGCACUACUACUUCCGGGAAGGUAGCUUGGCAAACUACGACCUCGACGCCUGGAACACCCCCUCCAAGAUGCCCGUUGGCUAUGCUGGUUUAACGGCAUUCCUCUGUGGCGCCGCCGGGUGGAUCGUCGGCAUGGUCGAGACGUACUAUGUCGGCGCACUCGCGGCCAAGAUUGGAGCCGAUGGCGGCGAUAUUGCCAAUGAGCUAGCCCUUGUCUUUACAACAGUCUCAUAUCUGCCCCUGCGCACGCUGGAACUCAAGUACGUGGGGCGCUGA